Molecule: messenger RNA, 1884 nt
Organism: Exserohilum turcica Et28A
Lineage: Eukaryota; Fungi; Ascomycota; Dothideomycetes; Pleosporales; Pleosporaceae
Exons: 2
Coding region: 246-1721 (491 amino acids)
Source: RefSeq, a predicted model, not a curated record
GAAGUAGUGCUUGCGACCUGGGCGAGGCGUGGCGUCGCACCAUGGCAUGUGGGGGAGUGAAGCGGAGGCCCUGACCAAAGGUACAAAGUCUCGACUGGCGAACGGCUUCGGGUCCCCUUGGGAUACUUCCUUUGCCUCUGCAUCCAUCGCUGCACGCUGUCCAGACUGCAUCGUGCCCCCAUCUACUAAACACCCGCACUCGAUCUCACGCCACGCCCACAGUCUCGCCCGCCCGCCAGCCCGCCAUGAUCGACUCGUACUUUGACGUCCUCAUCAUCGGCAGCGGCAUCAGCGGCAUCAACGCCGCCUACCGCCUGCAAGAGUCGCUGCCAGACACCAAAUACGCCAUUCUCGAAGCCCGCCACGAGCUCGGCGGCACGUGGUCGCAGUUCAACUACCCCGGCGUGCGCUCCGACACGGAUCUGCACACGUUCGGCUUCCCAUUCUAUCCAUGGCGCUCGCCCAACCCCAUUGCGAGGGGAGACAAAAUCCGGAGCUAUCUGCAGGAGACGGCCGAAACGUUUGGCAUUGACAAGAAGAUCCGGUACCACCACCGUGUUCUGGCGGCCGACUGGAGGAGCGAAGAGCAGCGCUGGAGACUGCAUGUACAAAUUGCCAGCCAUGUCGGUAGAGAGCCGCGGACAGUCGUCCUCUGGACCAAGUGGCUGAUUACCGGCACCGGAUACUACAACUACCAAGAGCCCCUGAAUGCAAACAUUCCGGGCAUCGACAGCUUCCAAGGAAAGGUCGUACACCCCCAGUUCUGGCCCAACGACCUUGACUACAAGGGCAAAAAGAUGGUCAUUGUGGGUUCAGGCGCAACAACCAUUACCCUGUUACCUGCGCUGGUCGACGGCGGCGCCGCAAGCGUAACACAGCUACAGAGGAGCCCAAGCUACAUCUUGAGCGUCCCGCAAAACGACGAAGCAUGGUUCGAGAAGUGGGUUCCAGAGUGGUUUACUCUGCAAUACAAGCGCUUCAUCUUCACCCUCACGCCCUUUAUUCUCUACGCAAUCUGCAUGUGGUUUCCCUCGUUUGCGUCUUCGUUGCUCAUCAAAAAAGCUGCCCAGGAUCUCCCACCCGACUUUCCCAUGGACCCGCACUUUAAGCCCGGCUACAACCCCUGGCAACAGCGCAUGUGCCUAUGUCCCGACGGCGACUACUUCAAGGCCUUUAGCUCAGGCAAAGCACACAUUGUCACCGACACCAUCAAGAGCGUUGUUGCCGACGGCAUCGAGCUCAACGGCGGCCAAAAACUCGACGCAGACAUCAUCAUCACCGCCACCGGCCUCAACAUGCGCUUCCUCGGCGGCAUGGAAACCACCAUUGACGGAAAACAGAUAGACCUCCCUUCGCAGUACAUGUGGCGCGGCUGCAUGUUUACUUCGUUCCCCAAUCUCGGCAACAUCCUCGGGUACUGGAAUGCCUCGUGGACGCUGGGCUCAGACGUCUCGUCUCGCCUCUUUGUCCGCCUCAUCAAGCACCAGCAGCAACACGGAUAUACCAGCGUGGUGCCCGUCAUUAGCGACGCCGAGAAGACCAAGACCAUCGCGGCUUCUCCGCUCAACAGCACUUAUGUCCGCAUGGCCCUGGGCAAACUGCCUCGGUGCACGGAAUCGGGACCAUGGAGACCGAGGGAGAACUGGUUCAAGGAUAGAUGGGGCGUUACCAUGGGGAGCCUGGAUGAUGGCUUGAAAUGGGACAAGGUGGCUGUUGAGUAGUGGUUGAAGCGUAAUGAGGAGGCCAUGCGUCGUUUUUGUUAUACCUUCUCCUUAUGGCAUUUUAAUUCGCUCCGCAAACUCAUCUUCCAAUCAGGUCCCAAUGCAAACAUGACAUUGGCGAUUGUUCGUGCUGCUUUGUUUUUCCCUCUUUACAUACAUGACC